Messenger RNA from Gongylonema pulchrum, 654 nucleotides. The record is from the annotation of a GenBank genome assembly. NCBI's taxonomy places the organism in Eukaryota, Metazoa, Nematoda, Chromadorea, Rhabditida, Gongylonematidae.
AUGUCACAGUACUGGAUGAAUAGCGAUAAUACGCAGAAUAACUGGUACAACGGAUGGAACGAGCACAGCAGCACAUCGGCAUCACAAGUUCCACCAUACUAUUAUGGACAACAGGAGCUGCAGCCAGGCGACAACUACUAUGCUACGAAAAUGUUCGUCCCUUCGCAACAGCAAAGUGAUGGGUCAGCGGGUGAUAAUUUCGAGAACGAAUUACCGCUGCUUGAGGAGCUCGGCAUCAAUUUCAGCCAUAUCAGGCAGAAGACUAUUGCUGUUUUGAAUCCGGUUGGCUCUGUAACGCCUGAUGCGAUUGCUGAUCAGGAUUUGGCGGGUCCGCUUGUAUUUUGUCUUCUUUUUGGAGCUGCUCUUUUGCUGCAUGGAAAAGUUCAAUUUGGAUACAUCUAUGGAAUCGGUGCACUGGGAUGCGUCGGUAUGUAUGCUCUGCUGAAUUUGAUGGCUGCUGAUAAUACAAUCUCUUUCACGUGUACUGCCAGCGGUGUUCUGGGGUACUUAGUGGCCAGCGCGGCAGUACUGUGGUGUAGUAUAUCGUCGUCGAAGUUGUUUGUUACAACACUGUCAAUGGAUGGACAGCGAUUGUUGGUGGCCUAUCCGUGCGCUUUGCUGUACUGCGUUUUUGCUCUUCUUGCGAUUUUUUAA